Molecule: messenger RNA, 2787 nt
Organism: Mycotypha africana
Lineage: Eukaryota; Fungi; Mucoromycota; Mucoromycetes; Mucorales; Mycotyphaceae
Exons: 5
Coding region: 248-2608 (786 amino acids)
Biological process (GO): regulation of DNA-templated transcription
Molecular function (GO): zinc ion binding; DNA-binding transcription factor activity, RNA polymerase II-specific
Source: RefSeq, a predicted model, not a curated record
UCAAAAGUGAGAAACAAUGCAUUUUCAUUUUGGUGAGAGAUGGAACAAUGGCAAUCCUGCAGAUAUUUCUCUGCCUGCCCGUUUGAUAUAAUUGGUGGAGCAGCUCUGGUAGCCAAAAAGGGACAAUCAACGACCCUUUCUAAGGAUUGUUCCUCAUUCCCCCUUUUAUCUUCUUUUUAUCUUUUACAACCAAAUCAAAUAAUUUUGACAGAUCUUGCUUAUACUUCUCUUGUUUUUACUUUUCUAAAUGAAUCACAAUGUCGACCGACAGAACUCGAAUCUGAUCAAAGCAACCAAUACAGCUCAGAAACAAGCUUAUUGUACUCAAAACCAAUUCAACUGCAAUUCUGCUGCACCUAGUUCAAAUUGUACUUCUGUAGGAAAAACGGAUAACUGUACAAAUAAAGAUAAUUUUACAACUUCAAAUAAUACAACAACGCCAGUAAAAGGGCAAAAAAGAGGAUAUAAAUCUCAUGUUCCCAGCGCUUGUAUUAACUGUAAAAUAGCUCACUUGGCAUGUGAUGUUUCUCGACCCUGUAAACGAUGUAUAACGUUAAAAAAGACAGAUACAUGCCAAGAUAUGCAACACAAGAAAAGAGGAAGGCCCAAAUUGAAGGACAAAAGAUCGAUAUUUCCAACUUCAAUCUCUGCAGCGAACAAUGAUAAUUUUAAAAUACUCUAUGGUACGAUAGAAACGCCUGCCCUGAUAUUCAGUAAUGCUACCGAUGCAGCUUCAACGUCUACAAUGUUUGUAAAUAACAACAAUACUUCUCCAUCUAUUCAAAAGAACAAUACUAUAUCUUUUAUACACGAAGCAAUCGAGUCGUUCCAAUCUACAUCUACUACUGCUACAACGACGACUACCUAUCACAACAAUAACAACAAUACCAACAAUACCCACCCUCUAUCUAUACCUCACUCCACGUCUACACUGACUUCAACUAAACCUACUUCUACAUUUAUGCCUGAAAUUGCACCUACUACAACAGCAAUUGCAUCGACCAAUAAUAUACUCUUGACGCCCAUAUCAAUGAAGCAAACACCAGCCAAUAUGUCUUUGCCACAACAGAAUAACAUGAAUGGCUCCAAGACCAUUACCCCAACCCCCUCAACGACUACGGCUACUACUACUUUUAUCACUGAUCCAAUGGCGAUAACUGCACCAGGAUUAAUACCACAACCAUUUUACUGGGAUACAAGUGAUAACAGUCAAAUUGAAAACAAUAUUAUAUCCAGCCUAAUUCCUUUCAUGUCGUUUGAGGAUACUUUAAGCAACGUAACCGCGGCUACAGCCAAUGUUAGUACAAAUACAUAUUCCAAUACUACUUUACCAGCUUUAAUGAAAGAGAAAUUAACUGAACCAUCUACAAACGAUUAUACAAUUACACUGAUUCUAUCUAUGGAAAUUUGCUGUGCAAAAGCUCCAGAUGAUGUUAUUGAGCAUUGGGGAUAUUAUCCGCAAGAAUUGGCUCAUCGUUCACUUUAUGAUUUUAUAUCACCAAAGGAUACAGAUCGAUUAGCUCGAUUGCAUCGUUUAUUGAUCGAUAAUACCAUGAAUAUUAUCAGAAGUCAACAAGCUUCUCCGCCAAUGGCAUUACCGGCUUCUGAGAGGACGACUUCUUCUUUAUUUAAUACAACCGAUCAGGAACAAUUAAAACAAUUGGCUAAUGGCUCCAAGCAAUAUUCAGAUACUAUUCACAUAAGGAAAAGAAGUGGAGAUUUUGAAUUAUACGACGUGAUUGUUUAUAUUGGCGGAGGUUUAGGAGCUGAUCUGUAUGAUCUUUCCAGCCUUUCCAAACAAUACAUUGUAGCCCAGCUUAAAAAGCAUGAAUACGAAGUAAAGCCAGCAAGAAUAACAAAAGCAAGUAUGACUUCUUCUGCUGUGCAGCAACAGUCAUCAAGCAAUACAGUUAUUCCUGCGCAGAAUGCUAGUGCUAGCAGUACAAUCAACCGCAAAAGCAUCAAUAACAACCUUCAGCCAGGGAGUGAAUCGCAGCCCCAUUCUUUAGCAGCCUUUUCACCGCUAUCACCUUUGUCACCAGCGUCUUCGUUCUCAGCUUCAUCAUCACCCUCAAAUAGACACAACAGCAAUGACAUAAAUAGCCGCAAAACUUAUAAGACGUUCAUGUCGAUUAAGCCAUCAGCCACAGCAAGGUCUCCUUUAAACUUGUUUAAUAAAAUAGACCAUACAAAUAAUCACCUCGCCUCUUUUGAAAAGAAGAAACGUCAGCUUUCUAUAUCCGUUCAUCAACCCAAUCUUAUCUCAACAACUUCAGCGCCUACUCCCCAUCAUUCUCCACCUAAAUUUCACAUUGCACCUAUCACUGAUCCUUACUCACCCAUAAAGAAAACGGCUGUUCUACCUAUUGCUACCUUAGCUACAGCUACGGCACCUACUACUGCAGUAGUGAUGCACCCUUCCAUAGCUUCUCCCAUCACACAUCCCACACAACAAUACUUUUUACAGACAUCAAGUAGUACUUUAAACGCAGCAGCUUCUUCUGUACAAAACAAAUCAAGAACAACUGUUGAAAAUCCGAUUUUGUCUACAACAACAAAUUCUGCUAACCGCAAAAUAGAAAUGAGUAUUCGAUCCUUAUUGUGUUAAACCAAUAAAUCCUCCUAAAGUCUCCUAUGGAAGUCUAACUUUUUUGAUUUAAUUCUUUAUUUGUUCUCUGCUAAUUCUGACAUUGUUGAAUUUCUUAGGUUUCAUCCUCCCCAUAAAACCAUGUUUAAUGUUGUGUGCUUUUUCACGCUGUAUGAUCUCAAACAAAAAAAAAAAAAAAA